GUGGCGUUUAAAAAAAUAUUACCAACUUUAUGACUUAUUUUCAACACUAAAAUAUGGUGAUAACGUAAUCAUUUCCGUAUUAAAACACUCAAAAAUAAUCUUGUUUGUGAGAUGUACGGAUUAAUUUAUCGUGUUUUUUUUUGAAUGUCCUAUUCGAACUAAGCCUUAUCUAAUCUGAUAUAUGGCAAUAUAGUAUGAUACAUUUUGAGUUAACCGAUAGUCAUUCCGUAGCUGUUAUAAACAACGCAAUGGCAAAUGUUGUAGUGAACAUAAAACCUUUAAAAGAUGAAUCUUCAUAUAUUUCACAACAACCAACGCGACCAUUUUCUUCGCGACCUUAUUCGCAAAGUAGUAGUUCUUCGCAGCAACAAGAGUUGAAUAUAGCAGCUCUUUUACCUAGUCAAAAUGCAUUUGCAACGGUUAGAGUACGUAACAAAGGGGAUAAAAAAUUCUUCAAUACCGUACGUAGUGUUAUGUCAAUUUCAAGUCAAACGAGUUUUGCGUUGGAACCUAAUCGUAAUGAAACCUAUAUGACUUUAAUGGAAAUUAAAGAAUUGCCGAUUUCAAUGUCGGAGAAGAGGCAGCAAAAAUGCAAUUUUGAUGACAGGAGCACAUCUUUCAAUAUGAAUCGGAAAGAGAGCACAAGCUGUAUGUCGGGAUUUCAACGAAAAUGGAAUGAUUUUUGGUCAAAAUUUGAUAUUUGGAGAAAGGAUAUGAAAAAAAUUGAAGGGAAUUAUGGAAGAGGCGUUGUUGCGUAUUUUAUUUUUUUAAAAUGGCUCACGUUAUUGAAUUUAUUUAAUUUUAUAAUUAUAUUUGGGUUAAUCAUUAUACCAAGAUUUUACAUAUCAAAUCCUUCAAGUGAUAAUUCAACCACAGCUUCAGACUGCUGUAAUAGAAACCACUCUGAUACAUGCAAUAAUGAAUAUUCUUCUAACAUAACAAUGUCCAACUCCACAAAUCGAUUUAUUGACAACUUACAAGAGUUUGUAGAAGGAACUGGAUGGAUGGAAUACACAGCACUCUUUUAUGGAUAUUAUCAAAGAAGCGGUGAACACUCUCUAGAACCGAUUGGUUAUAUAGCAGCCAUUUUAUUAGUUCUUUUCAUAUCGUUGUUUAUGAUCGUACGGGACACUUCGUUAGGAAUUAGUUAUAAAUUUGAUGAUGGUGACGUUCGAUUUUCUGCAUACUGCAAUUUAAUUUUUGGGGGUUGGGAUUUUUGUAUAGAUAACUUCAAAGCGGCUGCAGACAAAAGGAAAUUAAUUGCGAUUGAAAUUAGCGAUAGAAUAGCAACUGAAAAAUUAUUAGAUGCACAAAACCAACGUUCAAAAACAGAAAAAAAUAAGUUAUUUUUAGUACGAUUCGUACUGAAUAUUAUUCAAAUAUGCUUUUUAUUUUGUUGUGGUUGGUUAGUGUACUUUGUUUAUAAAACUUCAAGAGACAAAUUGAAAGAAGAUUUAAAAGGCAUAGAAAACUUUCUUUACGAGUUUUUGCCAUCUAUCACUAUAGUCUGCAUGAAUCUGAUAGCCCCAAUCAUUUUUAAAAUAUUUAUUAAGUUUGAACAAUAUAGUCCUAAUUUUGAACUAACGAUAUUAUUAGUUCGAACAGUAUUUUUAAGAAUGGCAUCGUUGAUUGUUUUUUAUGCAUCUAUGUAUAUUAAAAUACAAACUUACACACCAAAUUCUGGAAUUGAUGAAAGUGAUAAAGAUUGCAGUAAAUGUUGGGAAUCAUUUGUAGGCCAACAAAUAUAUCGUUUAGCACUUACAGAUUUUGCCACACACAUCAUUCUAACAUUUUUCGUUAAUUUUCCUCGUGCAUACAUAGCUAAAAGAUAUAAAAAUAAUAAUUUUAUUCAUUUAGUAUGCGCACAAACUUUUGAUUUAUCAAAACACGUCCUUGACAUAGUUUACACCCAAAUGCUGUGUUGGUUGGGUUCGUUUUACGCCCCCAUACUACCUGGAAUGUUUAUAAUCAUUUUCUUCGCAAUGUUCUACAUCAAAAAGUUUGCUUGUAUGGUAAAUUCAAACCCGGGAAUGAUUUUGUAUCGAACUUCCAGAUCGAAAUUUAUGGCGAUUCUACUCCUAGCGUUUAUAGUCGCUGUGUUUCCAGUGUUAUGGACCAUGGGGGAGGAACCUCCCAGCACCGUAUGUGGACCGUUUCGACAUUAUGACACAAUUUGGGGUGCCGUCACUGAUAGAUUUUUUAGCCUUCAUGAUACUAAAGAGAGUUGGAUAAAAUUGAUUGCUGAUUACUUAACUACCAUUUACGUAGGUUUCGUUUUCCUGAUCAUUUUGAUUUUGGGCAUAAUGUAUUACGUCGCAUUGAAAACGGCGAACACAAAAAUGACGAAAGUUCUCAAAAAGCAAUUACUGUUAGAAGGACGUGAUAAAAAAUUUUUAAUAGGAAAACUUACAGAGAUACUAAAAGAACAACCAAAAAUGAGUUAAACAUCCUUUUAAUAUAAUACGUGUAUUUAAAUUGUAUAUUUAUUGUAAAAAUUAGAUGUGAUAUUUAUUGGAUAUUUUAAGAUUUAAUGUUAAUUAUCUAUUACUGUGAUGUAAAUAAAGAACUAUAUAAUUAUGUAA
This is a messenger RNA of Onthophagus taurus, 2582 nucleotides long. RefSeq names its product transmembrane channel-like protein 7. Gene Ontology annotation, molecular function: mechanosensitive monoatomic ion channel activity. NCBI's taxonomy places the organism in Eukaryota, Metazoa, Arthropoda, Insecta, Coleoptera, Scarabaeidae. Gene Ontology annotation, cellular component: plasma membrane. The record is from RefSeq and is a predicted model, not a curated record.